AACGACAUCUAUGAAUAAAAUUCUUUACACAAAAUUAUGAGAAACAAAAUUUUCAAAACAAAAUUCAUUGUGACAAUUUGCCCGCGUCUUUUGUGAUUAUCCGAAUAUUUAUCAAAAUGAAUCGAGGUAAUAAACGACCAAAACUAUCACGUGCUAGACCAAAAACUAAUGUUGAUAUAAAUCCAACUGAACAUUUACUCUUGGAAGUUGAUGAUCACGAAGAUGAUGAAUUCGAAUUCGAUGAUGAAAUCGUUGACAACAAAGAUGAAGAGGAUAAAUCACGUGGUAUAAGAGAUAUAUAUCGAGAUUAUUUACACACAAAACGAUUAAAAUUUGAUGAUUAUUGUAGCGAACAACGUGAAUAUCUCCGACAACUUCGUCAACGUUGUCUUGAACUACAACAAAAACGUGGUUGUCGAUUCCAUAUCGAUCCACCUGUCAAUCGUUUUGCAGAUAUUCCUUUGGGUGAUCCAAAAUGGCGUAUCUGUGAUCCUGAUUCAUUACCACCUGUAAUCGAUUAUACAGCUGAAAUUUGGGAAUAUUUUAAUCGUUUUUAUUUUGAACCAGAACAAUCUGAUUUGUCAACAUUGUUCGAAGGUAUUUGUAUAUACGUUAAUGGAUAUACGAAUCCUAUUGCAUCACAUCUUCAUACAUUGAUGCUUUUCACUGGUGGUCAUUAUACAUUAAUUUUCGAUCGACAUCGUACAACACAUACAAUUGCAACAAUUCUUUCAUCGGCACAAAUGAAAUCUGAAAUCGCACGAAAUAAAACUGUUCGACCAGAAUGGAUAAUCGAAUCGCUUCGUGCACGAAAAUUAUUACCAUUGCAUGAAUUUCUUGUACAUAAAAAAUUUCAAGAUAUUCGUGAAACAUUUGCCCGAAUGACUAGACAAUUAGAACAACAACAACAGCAGCAGCAACAACAACAAUUGGAGAAAAAAGAUUCGAAAAAAUUUCGAUCAUUAAGUCCAAUACUUGGCAUAAAAAAUGGUCUGAUGACUUUGACAUAUGAAACGUAUGAAGUUGAUUCAGAUCAAGAUUUUGAACCAAAUCUUUUAAAAUUAUUAAAUGAGCUAGAUAAUGAUAAACAUAGUACGCCUAAUACUAAACCACAUUCUUCACGAAUUUCAGAACAAGGACCAUCAUCAUCAUCAACCACUGGUGUAUUACCGGCUCAAAAUCACGAACCAUUAGCAUUCAAUACAUCAGAUUAUAUGCCAGGUUCUACACAAGAAUUGGAUUCUGCUAUGCUGAAUGAAUUACCCGAUGAAAUACGUCGAGAAGUUAUUGGUUACGCACGUCAAAAACAACAGAAAAACAAUCAAUGCACGAAAACUUCGGAUAAACCUACGAAAUCACCUGUUAAAAAUUUGAAAAAACCAAUCCAAAAUAAUGUAGAUAUUGCUAACAAUAUUUUCUUUGGUCGAAUUGUCGGUAUGAAGGCUAAUGUUUGUGGUAAAACUAGUAUUCAAGAUGUUGGAAAAUUAUUUGAAGAAUGGAUCUGUAGCACUGAAGAAUUGAACGAUAUGGAUAUUUCAUAUGUCAUUCGAUUUUUACUCGGAUUAGCCGAUGAAAAACGUUAUGAAGAUCUUCUACAAAUUCUAUAUGAUAUGAAAGAAUGUAUCCAACAAAAUUGUAAUCCAGAACAAUCUAUUUAUCAAGAAUGGCAAUUUUUGUUUGCCGGUACAUUAUGCACGGUUCUUACACAAGAAUCAUCGAUACCGAACGAAUUUCUACCUGAAUCAUUGUUUUCAAUUUGAAAUUUUUAAAUUUUUUUUUAAUCCAAAAAAAAUAAAUAAAGCUCCCUCUGUGAUCAU
Molecule: messenger RNA, 1817 nt
Organism: Dermatophagoides pteronyssinus (European house dust mite)
Lineage: Eukaryota; Metazoa; Arthropoda; Arachnida; Sarcoptiformes; Pyroglyphidae
Biological process (GO): error-free translesion synthesis; error-prone translesion synthesis
Cellular component (GO): nucleus
Molecular function (GO): deoxycytidyl transferase activity; DNA-directed DNA polymerase activity
Source: RefSeq, a predicted model, not a curated record